This is a messenger RNA of Colletotrichum truncatum, 489 nucleotides long. RefSeq lists its product as uncharacterized. Lineage: Eukaryota; Fungi; Ascomycota; Sordariomycetes; Glomerellales; Glomerellaceae. The record is from RefSeq and is a predicted model, not a curated record.
AUGCAUUCAGCCUCCGCGCUCCUCGCCAGCCUGCUCAUGGCAACUCCAAUCUUGGCCAGCGUCUCUUCACCAAACUACCUCCCUUUCGAGCUGGAGAAGCGGGACUGCGGAUUCAGCUACUGCGAUUGUCAGCGGGUACAAUGCUUCCUUGACUUUUGCUUCGACGACCAUGUAGACCCUUGGAUAUUGGUGGAUAGUGCCAUGAACCAAUACUACGGAGUAGACUGCGGCCAGUUCGACAACUGGAAGCGCAACGAACCUGCGGAAUGGUGCAACGACGGCCUCCGCAAGGGCAACGCCCUCUUCUACAUCAACCGCAAGUUCGGCUCCCUGGGCAAGUCGUUCAAGGUCAACUACUCCAACAACGACAAGAGCAACCCGAACCGGGGAACCGUCACGGGAUCCUGCUGGCCCGUCCAGGACGUCCAGUGCAAUUGCCACAGCCGGUACAACGCUGAGAAGCACGACUGCUCCAACACCUGUGGCUAG